Molecule: messenger RNA, 2554 nt
Organism: Sphaeramia orbicularis (orbiculate cardinalfish)
Lineage: Eukaryota; Metazoa; Chordata; Actinopteri; Kurtiformes; Apogonidae
Gene: tmem255a
Product: transmembrane protein 255A
Exons: 10
Coding region: 324-1364 (346 amino acids)
Source: RefSeq, a predicted model, not a curated record
CGCGUGUGUAUGUGUGUGACAUGCGCACAUAAAGCCAGCAGCAGCAGCGACCCACUGUCCGACGCGGGCGCACCGUGAGGACGGAGACCGAUUACCGAAGACAGCAGCAACGGCACCGGGGGAUGUAAACGAGUCAGAAUCGGCCUGAGCUGGACGGAGAGCCGCUGUCAGAGAAUGCCCCAGCCGGCCGACACGCCGUCUGCGUCAGGUCACGGCUGUAAACAAUUAGCCCGCGGCUACACAGACGACACGCUUCAGUCGUGAUUAUUAUCUUUUCACUAGAGGACCGUCCAGCUGACAGGGGUAAACACCGUCCGGCCAGCAUGCCUCCUGCCCAGAGCCUCCAGUCCAGCGGUCUGACCCUCUCUGAGACGAGCAUAGGUUCCUUCAAGAGGAGGAAGAGGAAAUCCAUAAUAGUGACGGUGUUGCUCCUCAUUGUAUCUGUGCUAAUCCUCAUCUUCGGCCUGGCAGCCACAACCAGGACGCAGAACAUCACAGUUGGUGGCUACUACCCAGGGGUCAUUCUGGGCUUUGGCUCUUUUCUGGGAAUUAUCGGCGCUCAUUUGAUAGAGAACAAGAGGCAGAUGUUAGUGGCAUCUAUUGUCUUCAUCAGUUUUGGAGUGGUGGCUGCUUUCUGCUGUGCUAUAGUAGAUGGAGUUUUUGCUGCAAGGCACAUUGACCUCAGGCCUCUGUAUGCUGGCCGCUGUGAAUACCACUCCAGUGAGACGGCAUCUGACCGAGAUGUACCUUGUCAGACAUCAUCGCGUAUGUCCUGUAACCUGCGAGUGAAGAGCAACACCUGUUACUGCUGUGACCUGUACAACUGUGGGAAAGAACAUCCUCUUAUGGGACUUCAGAAUAAAGAUGUUUUGAAAAAGUUUAGGAAAUCAUCCAUGAUUUGGAAGGCUAGCCGUGUAGAGGUGAUUGGAGGAUACCAUGAAUACACAGAUGUGAAGAGCUGCCAAGACGUGGUGCAUCUCUACCACCUGCUGUGGUCUGCUACCAUCCUCAACAUCGUGGCUCUCUUUCUGGGUAUUAUAACCGCUGCAGUGCUCGGAGGCUUCAAAGACAUGACACCCUCUGCUGCCUCAGAGAGCACAUCUGAGCCAGAAGCCAUUACAGCCCCAAUCCCCUCUGAGCCUCCUCAGCCCACCACUUCACUCAACUCAUAUUACAACACCGCCCCCUGCCUGCCACCGUACUCAGCCUACGACAUGCAGGGCUCCUACAUGUUUCCUGACUCUUCAGGUUUGUCGGAUGACUCCCAGUCUGGAGCCAGCCACCUUUGGCCCACUAUGGUCCCUCCACGCUACUCCCCUCCUCACAACCACCCCGACGAGAAGCCCCCACCCUACAGCCCCUAAAACCACCGUGAGUGACAUCAACGGCACCUCAGGCAGCAUCGCUCCACUGAGAGGUGCUGAAUGAGUGGUUUGAAUGCACAAUGUGUCGUGGAUUUUCUCCACAAUCCUUCAAACUGUGAACAUUCAAAGGUGGUGGUGGUGAGGAGGAAGGUCACAGGAUGUGAUCGGCCCGACACAAGGGAUCAAGUGUUUGUCUAACUGGGCGACACUCACACUCUGGCCUGCACUGUGUGUGAAAGAGACAACCUCUUCAAAGCCAGGACUGUUUACACAUCUAUCUGCCUUAAUGUAAAUGGACUCUCAGCGCUGCAGCAAUCUGUCACCUCUGUACAAGUUAAAACACAUGCUUUAAGUUCACCCCUCUUUAAGUCACCUCCACUUAUGUAAAUGCUUCUUGCGGUGGCACUGACAAAAAUGUUUGUAUUAUAUGGUUCUAGACCUGAUUCCACAGCUAUGAGCCCUCUCUGAGUUCAUCGCAGUGUAAGACGAUAGCUACGACGUCUUUAGUGAAUAUACACACAGCCAGCUAGUUAAUCUAAAACUGUAUUUGUAGGCCUCGGAAGUUGUUUGUUUAGAGGUUAAUAGUGUAACAUAUUGUACACUGUUAGAGGCAAAGUUUGAAUACAUGCUCAAGAUGUAUGUACAGCAGUAUGCUACGCAGUUGUUCUUUUCGCGCAGUAAAAGUCAAAAGUAUACAGAUAAAGAUCAUGGUAUCUAUUUAUCAGCUCUUCACUCUAUAUUCAAGAAUAACUUGAAUCACUAUGUGGUAUCUUUCAGAGCAGUGUUAAUGAAGAAAUAGUAGUUAUAGAAAGACAUUAACAGUAACACUCCAGACCUUAUUUAUUGUAUUUUCACCAAAUACAGAAAGCCAAGUAAGCUUAAGUCUCUCACUUUAAGUAGUAGAAUCACAUCAGUGUGAGCUGAAAUGUGUCAUUCUUAAAGUAAAAUUGAGUGUGUACAGUCAGUGCUGGAUUCACUGACACAACAGCAUGAAUAAAGGUCAUAGUCUAAGAGCUGCUUUUAAAAGGAGACAAAAGAAAUGUAGAAUGAAGUGUAAAGUUAGUCCAUAUCCAUGAAACCAGUCUGUCAGCUUUAAUCACUGCUUUUUAUAAUUUCAAGAACACUUUCUCAGGCUGAGAAAGUGUCAGCUCCUUUGUCUUGCAAUUAAAAUUGUUUUGUGUAAAUGGCAA